AUGCGCAGUAUUGUGACUCUGGUUAUUCGUUCGGCUUGGUUCGUCCUUCUGGCCCACUCCCUUCUCUUGGUCGGAGGAGCCUCGCCUUUGGUCGGUGUUGUUGUUGGAGCAGUGGUAGUCUACAUGACUUUCCAAGGCCGCUUUGCUACGGAUAAUCGAGAGGAUGCCAAAAAGUUCGCUCUCAUCGCCGCAACGUUACAUGUUGCUGCCUUCGCUUUGCUGGUGAUGGUCUUGUUACAUGACGUUGGCGGCAUGGGCAUGUCUUUGCCAGCAUGGGUGAUGAGUCCGUUCACUGGUGGGUUCAUGUGGGUGACUCGUGCGGUAGCGCUGGUCCUUCCAGUAGUCACUGCAUUAACUGGGCCAUGGAUGCUCCAACGCCCUUUUGCUUACCCGAGUUCCAUGACCGAGGAAUUUCUGCUUGCCACUGCUGUACGUCUCUUCGUGUACCUGGGCUUCUUGGUCCAAGUAGCAAGCUUCACCUAUGAAGGGUCGGCCAAGGGAGAGUUCAUGCUCUCUAUGGUUGUCUAUCCAAUACUUGUAUGCGUCAUGUCGCUACAAGUUUCGCAUCAGGCUGACCUAAUAGCAUAUGACUCGAGAGUGGCGGUAUUGGCUCAUCUGCUCAUCCGAAUGCCAUGCGGUGAUUCUAUGUCCCUGCUCUGGAUUACACUCAUAUACGGUCUCUUAGUCCCUGUUGUUGACUCACCCAUCGGGACCACAGUCGUUGGUUAUGAUGAAGCUUUCUUAGACGAUAACGGAACUGAGUCACUGGUGGGGAGAGGUUUGAAGGCUUGUCAACCAGUGCUCGAGACUCUCAUCAGAAGCCUCUGCAUUCCUCUUCUCGUCGUGUGCAUUACCACCUUUGCUACUCCGGUGGCCUUCUUUAUGCUCAUGGCAGUUCUACUGAUCCCGCCUCUACGGAACAAAUCGCAUUAUCUGGCACUUGCUCUAUACUUAGUAGCCGUCUCACCAUUACCACAGUUGUACCCAGUUGUCCUAGUCUCAGCCGUCCCUGGUCUGUCACCAGUUGUGCUGUCUCCUCUGGCAUCUUUUUCGGCUCUAGUGUGUACAACGAUGAAGCUGCUGGUCGACAGCGAUCGCGGGACUCUGCAGAGAUCGCUUCGCUUCCUACCGAUGUCAUUCGUGUCACCAAUACGGUUGACGUGCCAGUUGCUCUUAUGGUCGAUCGUCCUGCGGGCGGUUGAGGGCUCCUCUCAAGUGGAUCGUUUGUGCCAAUCUGUCUUCUUCGUCUGUACGCUCAUAUGGCAACUAGCUGGUAUCCGUUAUGGUAAGACCUUUGCCUCAGAGUUCGUCAUCUGCAACUCCGCUGUCCUCGGAGCUCUUGUUUCGUUUGCCGCUAUAUCCGCCGAUAAGGGCUCCAUUCUGGAGUUCCAAGCUGCCAUUUGGUUACGAUGUGUGCCGGUUAUCUUGGCAGCUUCGAUGCUCUGGGCAUUAGAUCGCGUGACACUGAUCUCUCAGGGCCAGGAAGAGUCGAGGUCUGGGAGUAUGUUCGCGUCUGGGUUGGCAGUAGUGCUUAUGGCCUGUCUCUAUACGGCUCUGCCUCUCCUGCCAUCGGCCCCUCUACGAGUGUUGACCAUCACGAUGACUGCGGGCUGCGCUGGUCUCGCGUCUCUACUCUCGCUGGUGAUGCCAUUGCGCAGUGCCAUAGGGUGGGGUACCGGCGUGGCCAUAGUCUUCGCCGUUGGGAACUAUGUUGUUGGCGUUAUGCAAGGGGAGAGCACUCGAGUCACUGCACAGCUGUGUUGGCAGAUGUGGUUCCUCACGGCCAGCCAGAGUGUAGCGUUCACCCCUGCGAUUCCGUCGCCACCCUCAUUCUCGAAGGGCAUGCAGAAGCUGGUAGCCGCGAUUGCUCCUAUCUCCACGUUCUACUUCUCUACGGUCAAGGGACUCUAUCACCCUCAGAGCUUCCCCAUUGAGAACCUAGUGCUCACUGUCUUCGCGGUCCUGGCCGUGUCCUUACCAAGGUUUCUCCAGAAACCAGGUAGGGUAGCAGUAAUGUUCUCGAUUAUCCACCUUUAUGCUCUUAUAGUGAUAGUAUCUGGCUCUGGCUUUCGCAAGGUUCCUCUGAGCGGCGUCAUAGCUCACUACUACCCCCUUGGCGUAUGCGUCUUGGUGGCAGCCUUGACACACAGUGGGCCGAGUGAAGCUACUGAUCGUGGUAUUCUAGCACUCGCCAAUGACUACUCUUCACCCGACAUAUAUAGACUCAUCCUCCUGGUCGUCGCCGUGGUCAGGCCUUCGGUCUGGUCUGUUGCCAUCUACCUCCCCUUAUCUCUGAGCAGUCCACGAAACGAGGCAGUUCAUAAAUUAGCGAUAUCAGUGCUCUCGAUAUCAGUACUUGAGCUCUGUAUCACGCCGAUGAUCCUGUCAGUGGUGCAAAAACCCUUCCCAACGACUCCGUUAUACCAGUGGCUUGGUCUCAGCUGGGCUAGCGCUCCGGGGGCAAUGAUGACCAAUAUCGUCGGCCUCACCCACGCAUCAGUGCUCCUCUACGAGAGGCCGAUGCCUCUGCUGACUCCGACCAAGUUGGUGUUAGCUUUCUUUGGUAUCUUGGCAGUUGAGCUCGUUGGAGAUGGCCGGAGGUCCAUAGGAGUCUUCAUUGUUGUUAUACUGUUGUCGGGGUUGGGAAUGCUUCUGGAGAUCCCCCAAAGCGGCAGAGCCCCUGUCAGUAGAUACUGCUUCCUGGUUGUCUGUGGGCUCUAUUACUCCCUGUGUGUCCUUUCGCAAAUCCCUUCCGACUACAUCUCUCACAAGCCACGCUUCUGGUUGUAUCUCAAAGACUUCCUGCCCCUCUUCUCGUUCGGGGAAGUCCCCUCUCUGGCCCUCUUCGAGCUGUGCGCUCCUUUGCUAUACUUACUUACGAGACCUCUACGGCCCAGUAGUCCCGACAAUUUCUUGGCUGGUGACAGUUCGACUAUAGCAGAGGGUUGGGUCCGGCGAGUUCUCCUGCAGAGGUGUCAAGCCGAUGAGCGCAAGCAUAAGGCUAAUUUGGAUACUCUUUUGCGGCGUCUGAACCGAAUUGUGGCUGUCGCUGGUACGAUGGCCACUGAAAAUGACGACGGCGUGGAAGGGGUCAGUAACCAUCACAUGCCACAGAGGAGCACUACCCAGGACCAUAUCUCGGGCUUGGCCGAGAAGUUCACAGACGGACAGGCGGCUAUCGACGACGACCAGAUAGAGGAGAUCGCCUUGUACUUGGGAAUGUCGGUGGUCCAAGUGAAGGCAGACUUGACGGAAGUGAGCGAAUCACUACCAGGUGACACCUCUCCAGAGUUCAUCGUCAGCACUGUACUGAAACGCCUGAUGGUGACAGGGAGCUCAGAAGCUGAUAUUCAAGAGAAGCGAGAGGGUAUCCUGGCUAGGGCCAAGGAGGAUCUAGAGGCCAGUCGCACACAGUCGGUUGAGCCUGCCAGCAGCCAGACGACUCCGAGUAGCAUGGGUGUGCCGGCCGCUCACAGUGGCCGCCGGUCGAUCAUGGCGGCUGAGAACGUGACUGGCGCGGUGGCACAGACGACUGAUGCUGUCAUCGAUGGUUUUGCUAUGGUACUCGGUGGUCCGAACGCUAACCUGCCUCGGGCUAGCAUCGAUGGUAAUCAGCAAGAAAGGCGUCAUAAAAGAUUCAACAUCAUCACUUCUUUACUCGACAGCUUCUGCUACCACGUCAUCGAUCCCGCGCUGAAAGUUCACCCGGUGUCUAGGAGGUUCCCAUCGACCAUACAGUUCUUGCUCUCCCAUACUGCUAUAUGGGUUGCCAUCGCACUGUUCGCUCAGAGCUUGGUUUACAACGCCUCCAUACUGUCUGUGGUCCCUCUAGGUAUCAUGCUCUGCUGGCUCAUUCCCACGAGUUACCCUUUCCUUAGCCCCGCGCCGUGGAUUGUGGUUGCUCUUUGUAUCAUGGCCAGCCUCGUGUUGAAGCUGCUCAUGCAAAUGCCCCAUGUGUGCGAUACCGACUCUUACGUCCCAUCGAUUGUGGAGAGUCGCUGGGAAUGUCCCCCUACCUACGGUGUUCUGACCCCCUUGGCCCGUCUGGGCCUGUUCAAGAUCUCAGACUAUGAGGAUGCCGCCUUGCUACGUUACGUCGGGUGGGACAUCGGCAUUGUGCUGCUCGUGGGCCUCCAUCUUAUCCACAAACGCUUCUCUGGUCGCGGCACUGACAUGACACCGUGGCAGGCGGAGGCGAUAUUGCGCAGACUUGAGGAAGUCGAUGGGCGGCCAGAGAGCAGCGAGCAGGACUCUGAGGUUGGUGAUACCCACACUGUGUCACUAAGGAGACCUUCAUUGGAUCUGUUCAUCCCUCGCUUCGCCUUCAGUCUGGUUGUGAUCUUCCUUAUCAUAUUUGAUUGGUCGGCCAUCUCCUCAGCCUCUACCACUAAGGUCGAGGCUGGCUUUGCGGAGAGCGUCAAAAACAACAGGUUCUCCACAGUGCAAGUUCUAGCUAUAGUUGGUCUUAUCAUCCGAGUACUGAUCGACCGAUACAUCUACUCGCGGCUGUCGACUUCAGUGGAUGGUUACAGCUGCGGUCGUCAUGUGACCACCGAGAAGCUCAUAUUGUGGACCCAAACUAUUCUUAUGUUGGCUGGCUGUGCUUAUAUCCACUCAGUACCAUUGAGACUUGUGAUACCUUUCACGUGCUAUUUGGUCCUUACUGGUAUGCAGCUGCACUUUGCCAUAAGGGUUUCGCACCCUGGAUUGGUAUGGCUGGGGUCAAUACCACCGACCAGGGAUCCUAGUGACCCUACCAAGCCUAUACCCCCUAGUAACGGUGCCUGGGUUUCUUAUUAUGCAUAUCGUGUGUACCGCGUUAUCCCGUUCUUGGAUGAGCUCAGAGUGAUCUGCGAUUUUGCUAGCGCAAGAGGGACGGCGCUGUCGCUGUUCAUGUGGUUCAAGCUGGAAGAUGCUUGGCAGAAUCUCUAUCUGGUGCACUACGACAUUGCUGGACGGGCUUCGAUUGACCGACAGACAGGUCCGAAGUACCGCUUCCUGUUGGGUGGCAGUCUUCUCGCCUUCCUGGUCUUUGUCAUCACUGGGCCGCUCACGUUCUUCUCCGGUCUCAACUUAUUGAGAGAGUCUAAUAUGGUCACCAGUGCAUCAAUAGCUAUCUCGUUGAAGGUUGGAGAGUUCUCUAUUCCCGUAUGGAAUACCGAUCAUGUCGGUCUCAGAGUCCCACAGGCAUCGGAGUACCCACUCAUGCCCGAAGAGUUGGUCUCUUAUACAGCCAUGCAGAGUGCUGACCUCCAGAAUGCUACAUUGCCAAAGGCUGCCGAUGAGCUAUGGCAACCGAGUCCACCACUUCGUCGACAGAUCAGAGACUAUAUUCAGGCCAACCAGACACCUGAUGGGGAGGUCAAUGCGACGUUCUGUGUGACUUGGGAGUUUGGUCACUCCCAACCUGGCAGUGUACGGUCCUCGGGCUAUCAUUGCGUGCAGUCAGUGGAGCCGGCACAGCAGCUUCUGGAUGCGAUGGCCUUGGUGAACGGUAGCCAGCUACAUAUAGACGGGCUCUUACCUAGGGCGCUUUAUCUGAAUGGCCCAUGGGCAAGCCCUCCAGGGUCAUUCCGCCAGUUCACCAACGUAUCGUUGAAGGUUGAAGAGGAGGAUUCUCAGAUAUGGUGGUCUCUGGCUGAGAACCCCACAUUGGCGGUGGUCAGUGAGAGGGCGGUGCCGCCCAGUGCUGGAGGAGGUGCAUCGGCAUCGUCGACUCUCAGCGUCAUCAGCCUCUAUGUGGGCGUGGUGCUUACCAUAGGACGCUUCUUCAGGCUGGUCAUCCAAGACAGCAGUAAACGCAUCAUGUUUGAGGAGCUCCCAUCGGUAACGUAUCUCCUCCAGCUCUGUCAAGGAGUCCAGAUCGCUCGUAUGCGCCACUCACUAGAGGCUGAGCGUGUGCUCUACUACGAAGUUGUCACACUCUACCGUUCGCCAGCUAAGUUGCUGUCGGUCACUGGAAGCACGAGUCAUAUGCCUGAUGUCCUUGUGAGCAAGCGAGCCUCGGCUCAUGCAGCGUUAAGACGGCGAGCUGAACCACAGGGCUCUGGAAUCUCGGCUGCUGGUGCUCCUCUACUCCCUGCUGAGGUCUGA
Perkinsus marinus ATCC 50983 is the source of this 6093-nucleotide messenger RNA. RefSeq lists its product as hypothetical. Gene Ontology annotation, cellular component: membrane. The coding region runs from base 1 to 6093 and encodes 2030 amino acids. NCBI's taxonomy places the organism in Eukaryota, Perkinsozoa, Perkinsida, Perkinsidae. The transcript has a single exon. The record is from RefSeq and is a predicted model, not a curated record. Gene Ontology annotation, biological process: cellular response to mechanical stimulus; regulation of membrane potential; detection of mechanical stimulus. Gene Ontology annotation, molecular function: monoatomic cation channel activity; mechanosensitive monoatomic ion channel activity.